AUGGAGCCACCAAAUAAGAAGAUAAGAACCGACUCAGCCUCUCCGGAACCCGAGUCAAGACUGGAAUCUUCAUUAUCUACAUUACCCGAACUAGUCACCUUACACAGAGUCGUCACCCCACCAGAACGGCCGUCAAGCUCCGGACAGGCCGCAUACACCGACCCCGAAGCAAAGAAGGAGAGCAAUGGGCCAAAGGCCAGCCAAACAAGCUCUAAAGCUGGCUCCAUUCCUCCAAAGAUCAUCGACUCUCCAAUUCAACUCACACACAUCCGUGAUCUUCCCACAAGCAAAGGCUACAAUGUGGACACGGUGCGACUGCGCGAUAUCCUCGGGGAUCCGAUGAUCCGCGAAUGCUGGCAGUUCAAUUACCUUAUCGACGUGGAUUUUCUCAUGUCGCAAUUUGAUGAAGAUACUAGAGGUCUUGUUAAAGUCCGUGUCGUGCAUGGGUCGUGGCAAAGAGAAAGUGCGAACAAGAUUCGUAUCGAAGAAGCAUGUGCGCGAUAUCCCAAUGUCGAACCUAUCGUGGCAUACAUGCCCGAGGCGUUCGGGACGCAUCAUUCUAAGAUGAUGGUGCUUCUUCGGCAUGAUGAUCUAGCCCAGGUUGUCAUCCAUACGGCAAACAUGAUCCCUAUGGACUGGACAAAUAUGACACAGGCUGUCUGGCGCUCUCCUCUUCUUCCGCAGAACCCAUCCUCGGUACCGGAGACAGACUCACCAAUUGGCUCUGGCUCCCGAUUCAAAAGAGAUCUUCUCGCCUAUUUGAAGGCAUACGGUCCCUCCAAGACAGGCCCCUUGGUUCAACAGUUGGAAACCUAUGACUUCGAAGCUGUGCGCGCUGCCCUUGUUGCCAGUGUACCAUCAAAGCAGCAUGCCAGCGACUCCAAUUCAGAAGAGGGAACACUAUGGGGGUGGCUCGCACUCAAGGACCUGAUGAGCCGAAUCCCAAUUAAAAACACCAAUCAGGACAAAAAGAGAGCCCCAAAAAGCCUCACAUCGUCAUCCAGCGCAGCACAACAAAAACAACUCGCAUACAUGCGUCCCUAUCUGUGCCAAUGGGCCGGCGAUGGUCCCACAAGCGGCACAUAUAUCGACCUAUCAGGCGACGAGCCACCGAAAUGGGAAGCUGGUCGUGCGCGCGCGGCGCCGCAUAUUAAGACUUAUAUUCGCUUUCGUGAUGGGAUGGAGAGCAUGGAUUGGGCGAUGGUUUCGUCAGCGAAUCUUUCUACACAGGCUUGGGGUGCGGGGGUUAAUUCUGCGGGGGAGGUUAGAAUUUGUAGUUGGGAGAUUGGGGUUGUUGUUUGGCCGGGGUUGUUUGGUGAUUGUGCUGAUGAGGGCGGGGAGGCGGUUAUGGUCCCUACUUUUAAGAAGGAUCGUCCUUCUAUGCCGUCAGAGACAGAAGAGAAGGAGAAGGGGGAGGGGACUGCUUCUGUUGUUGUCGGAUUCCGUAUGCCUUACGACCUACCCUUAACGCGGUAUGGAGCCACAGAUGAGCCGUGGUGUGCUACUGCCUCGCAUGAACUGCCCGACUGGCGCGGACAGAGCUGGAUUGUUUGA
Messenger RNA from Penicillium canescens, 1554 nucleotides. RefSeq names its product tyrosyl-DNA phosphodiesterase 1. The record is from RefSeq and is a predicted model, not a curated record. Gene Ontology annotation, molecular function: single-stranded DNA binding; double-stranded DNA binding; 3'-tyrosyl-DNA phosphodiesterase activity. The coding region runs from base 1 to 1554 and encodes 517 amino acids. Gene Ontology annotation, biological process: double-strand break repair; single strand break repair. Gene Ontology annotation, cellular component: nucleus. The transcript has 4 exons. NCBI's taxonomy places the organism in Eukaryota, Fungi, Ascomycota, Eurotiomycetes, Eurotiales, Aspergillaceae.